GCGGUUGGCGGGGUGCAUGAACAGCUAAUAAAUGGGGUUUGGCAGCCGCUUGCUUUUUUUAGCCGCCAGCUCCGUCCUGCUGAGCGCAAUUACAGCACGUUCGAUCGCGAGCUCCUUGCUCUAUUUAGCUGUGCGCCAUUUCCGGUUCCUGCUCGAGGGCCGCAGGUUCACGGCCUUUGUAGACCACAAACCUUUAGUUCUAGCUAUGGCUAAGGUUUCGGAGCCGUGGUCCGUCCGUCAGCAAAGGCAGUUGGCAUUCAUCUCCGAGUUCACCACGGACAUCCAGCAUGUCGCAGGUAAGGACAACGUGGUGGCUGACUGUCUUUCGCGGUCCAUAGUGGACGCGGUCAAUUUAGGGGUGGAUUACGGGCAGAUGGCUGCUGACCAGGCGUCUGAUCCCAAAGUGCAGGCGUUACGCACAGCGACUACAGGUCUGCAGCUGCAGGAGGUAAGUUUUGGUCCUUCAUGCACCCCACUCCUUUGUGAUGUGUCCACCGGGGUCGCCAGACCAGUGGUGCCCGUGGUUUGGCAGUGGCGUAUUUUCGAGGUUUUACACAACCUAUCCCAUUCGGGCCGCAAGGCGUCGCAAAAGCUAUUGUCUGGAAGGUUUGUGUGGCAUGGCCUGAAAAAGUACCUUAUUGAACCUGUGUUUUGUAGUAGUCCGUGACCAUGUGAUGCACUU
Molecule: messenger RNA, 682 nt
Organism: Anguilla anguilla (European eel)
Lineage: Eukaryota; Metazoa; Chordata; Actinopteri; Anguilliformes; Anguillidae
Exons: 1
Coding region: 32-667 (211 amino acids)
Source: RefSeq, a predicted model, not a curated record